Messenger RNA from Salvia miltiorrhiza (redroot sage), 1917 nucleotides. RefSeq lists its product as uncharacterized. NCBI's taxonomy places the organism in Eukaryota, Viridiplantae, Streptophyta, Magnoliopsida, Lamiales, Lamiaceae. Gene Ontology annotation, biological process: DNA repair; DNA replication; DNA recombination. Gene Ontology annotation, cellular component: nucleus. The transcript has 12 exons. Gene Ontology annotation, molecular function: DNA binding. The record is from RefSeq and is a predicted model, not a curated record. Bases 1 to 1917 code for a protein of 638 amino acids.
AUGGCUCCUUUGUACACAAAUAUAGAUGCACUGGUCACGCACAAAACAAAUCAAGCGUUGAAAGUACGGUUUGUGAGAGUUUAUAGCAGAUAUGCUCCUGGAUCAAAGACUAAAAUAUCUCGGAUAGAAUGUGUAGUUCAUGAUGAGCAGGGAACUAGGGUACAAUUAACUGUACCACAGAAGUUGAAAAAACAGUUUGGAAACAAAUUUAAAGAAGGUUCAGUGUAUCAAGUUAUGAACUUCAUGGUGAAAAACAAUGGUCCCAAGUUUAAGACAUUUGAGGAGAUAUUACAGUUGAAGAACACUGAUCAAGUAGGAAUGUUUGAUGUCAUUGGAGUGAUUAAUGGCAAAGGAUUUGUGAAGAAUGACUCAGAGUCAAAGAUGGUUGAAUUAAAAUUGGAGGACCAGAAUCAAAACCAGAUUUAUUGUACUCUAUGGGAGGGCUUUGUGGAUGCUUUCCUCAGCCAAGCUGACCCUCAUGAUCACAGAGCUCAUAUCAUAAUUGUUCAGCUUUGCAGACCUAACUUUUAUAGAGCUACAUCUUAUAAUGCUUCUAGGAUUUUUCUAAAUGCGGAUCUUCCAGAAAUUCAUGAAUUCAGGAAGCAGAUUGCUGGGAAUGAAUCAUAUCCAGAAAAGCUCGAAUUGACAUUUGACAAAGGUUAUGUUGAAAAAGAUGAUUUUCUGAAUGGAAAUAUAACUGUUAAAACACUUGAUGACAUUUUCUGUACUCAGUUUCUUCCUAUGAGUUUUGGCAGGGGGGAGCACUGGAUCUGUGCUAAGGUUGAUAGUGUUGAUUGCUACUCCCAGUGGUGUUAUGAUGCGUGUAGGAAAUGUACUCGCAAAACUGUGAAAUUAAGUGGGAGGUUUUAUUGUUCACACUGUGACAAGUAUGAUAGUGUUGUCAACAAGAGGUACCAUCUGCUUUUGAAUGUUGUGGAUUCUACCAACAAUGCAUGUUUGUUGGUGUGGGACAAAGAUGCAGUUGCAUUGAUUGAAAAAAAAGCUUCUGAAAUAUCUAUGGAUGAUGAAGAGGCUGCAGAUCCUAAAAUUGUGCCAAAGGAAAUUGAUCGGGCAUUGAUUGACAUAAUUAUUAUGUUUAAAAUUUCAAUGAAAUCAGAAUCAUCAUUUCUGGAUGAUAAGCCCUAUACAGUGUUGAAAACUUAUACAGAUCAAGUUGUGUCUACUCAUUUCUGGGAGGAAACUGAUGGUGGGGUGGCUGUACCCCUGAAUGAUCCGUCUGAGGAAGCUUAUUUGGAGCACUGUGAAUCCCUAUCUCAAAUUACUGAUCUCACAGAUUAUGGAGAUGGGUUGUCUAUGCCUAUCACUGCUGCACUUACAGGGGGGUCUGUUUCAUCAAAAAAUAAUGACAUGAGUACUGAAGUAUCCUAUGUUGAAGAUGAAGCAUCUCUCACAAAGAAUAGAACAGAUGAAGUAUUAAAGGAUAAUACUUUUAUUGAAGCUGAUGUUUGUGUGAUGCCUAGCCUUGUAGAUGUUCUGUCUAUGAUAGGUGGUGUGGAAGAUUGUGUGUCUUUGUCACAGGAUAAUGAUUUCAAUAUGGGUGGAAGCUGUAUUAAGGCUUCUGGGGAUGUGCUGAAUACCCCAGUCAAUGUUCCAGUUGGAGAGUAUAAUGUGGGUGUUGUGGAGGAUUUUGUGACUUUUCCGCAGGAUAUUGAUUUGAAUAUGGGUGGAAGCUUCACUAUGGUAUUGUAUAGUUUGUGUGCAAUAGAGCAAAAUAAGAAGGAUUUGGAGGUGAAGAGGCCAGCUAAAGCAUGUAUGAAGCUAUCCUUUGUCUCCCCUGUGUUGAAAAAUGGCAUUCCAACUGCUUGUUUAAAUGCUGCUGAUAUUGAGAUUGAAGCUGAGAAAUGGAAGCAUGCUAUAAUAUUGUAUGUUGUUGGGGAUUCGCCUACUAUUUCUUAA